This is a messenger RNA of Papaver somniferum (opium poppy), 2901 nucleotides long. Its product is annotated as receptor-like protein EIX2. NCBI's taxonomy places the organism in Eukaryota, Viridiplantae, Streptophyta, Magnoliopsida, Ranunculales, Papaveraceae. Bases 1 to 2901 code for a protein of 966 amino acids. The transcript has a single exon. Gene Ontology annotation, molecular function: protein binding. Gene Ontology annotation, cellular component: plasma membrane. The record is from RefSeq and is a predicted model, not a curated record.
AUGGCAUCAUUUCCUUAUCUUCAUUUUUUGUUCUUUUUAAUGAUCAGCAUCACUCUGUGCCCGUUAUCCUCGCAUGGAUGUCGCGAAGCGGAAAGAACAGCUCUACUAGAUAUCAAAUCUAAUGUGGUCGACCCAUCAGGUCGCUUGGCUUCAUGGCAAGAAAGCAUCCAACAUAAAAACUGCUGCAGUUGGUAUGGAAUUAAGUGUUCAAGUGAGUCUUUACAUGUCAUAUCCAUCGAUCUUAGAAACAAAGACUAUGAAAUGUCCUAUUAUGAUACCUACUCUACCAAGCCAGUACCUAAUACUGCAAUCCGAGGUAAAUUAUCUCCUUAUCUAUUCAACAUUACUCAUCUGGAGUAUCUUGAUCUUGCCUUCAAUGAUUUUCAGGGAUCAGAAAUCACAAAUCAGUUUUCUCAUCUAACAAAACUAGCUCAUCUUGAUCUCUCCUAUUCAAACUUUGAAGCGUCAAUCUCGACACAAUUCAGUAACCUAACACAUCUACAAUACCUCGAUCUAUCAUGCUAUCUGCCGACUAGGAUCGAGAGUAUACACCCACAUACUUAUACCACCUCGUGCUUAAAAUCACCAUCUACAGAAUGGGUUGAAGGUUUAGCAAAUCUCCAGGCAUUAAGGGUGAGUGGAAUUGAUCUAUUUGAGGCCACAUCUUCAUCAAAAGAGAGUUUUUUCCAACAUAUUUCAUAUCUUUGGAAUCUUAGGGAUCUUGAUAUAUCCCAUUGCAAUCUAUCCGUCCCAGUUUUCCCAACACAUAUGUUUCAAAAUCUUUCCCGUCUAUCCUCUCUAAAAAUGGGUCACAAUUUUUUCCAUUACCCAAUACAAUUAUUACAACUGGCGAAUGUAACUUCACUUUCUACUCUUGACUUGUCUGAAUGUUAUUUACAAGGUUCAGUUCCUCAUCUUCCACACCUUGAAGAGCUUGAUGUGAGUGAUAACAAUGAACUUCACUGUGACCUGAGUAGUAUGUUUGAAAAUAGUUGGCCCAAACUACAACAACUUCAUAUAUCAAGGACUAAUGCAUCUGGAUCAAUCCCGAGUUCGAUUUCGAAUAAGGCACCGCUAUUAGUAUAUCUUUCUGCCACUGAGUGUUCAAUUCAAGGAUCUUUACCUUCUUCAAUCUCCAAUCUAAAUUACCUCAACUAUCUCCAUUUGUCUCACAAUAACAUCCAAGGACCCAUACCACAAUCAAUUUGUGAGAUGUUUUCUCUUCGGCACCUUGAUUUAUGGUCUAACAAGUUAACAGGAACCAUACCAACCUGUAUCCCAAACCUCCGAAAUCUUAGUUUUAUUAAUAUUGCCGAUAACUCAAUUAGAGGAAAUGUUUCGUUGAUGUCUUUAAUCAAUGAACUGAACCUAACUUACCUGGGUCUGGGUUCAAACAAAUUAACAGUAUUUAUAGAUCAACACCUAUAUCCAUCUAAAUUUGUACUAGAGGGUUUAGAAUUGAGAUCAUGCAAUCUGAGAGCAUUUACACCUACUUUGUUUUGUAAUUUUACACAUUUGAGCAGUUUGGAUUUGUCUGAUAAUAACCUCAUAGGAGUUAUCCCUUCUUGCAUCUCCAAACUCAAAAAACUCAAUACCUUAAAUUUGUCUAACAACAGACUUCACGGCCCUCUGCCUCCUCUACCUCCAGGUGUCAAUGAUCUUGAUUUAUCAAAUAAUAAACUUUCAGGUUCACUUCCUUCUUCAUUAUGUUCACAAAAAAAAGGAAUGUCAAACACUAAAUUGAAAUACAUUAACCUCUCCCAAAACAAAUUAUCUGGCAUUAUACCCUCUAGCAUAGGACAUUGUAGUUCCCUUUUUUAUCUAAAUCUGGGAGACAACAAUCUCACUGGAAAUGUUCCACAUGAACUUCAAAAAGCACAAGGUUUGAUGUAUCUUUCUUUGAGUGACAACAAUCUCGAUGGUAUGUUUCCUAUGUUCAUCCUAAAACUUUUGUCUUUGAAUGUUCUCAACUUAGGAAAUAACAAAUUUGAAGGUAUUCUACCCACUGGUCUUGGGUCACUCAAUUACCUUAUAAUUCUUUCUUUGAGGUCAAACAGAUUCAAUGGGUACAUUCCUGAAGAGAUUGUCCACUUGAAGUAUCUUCAAAUACUAGAUUUAUCGCUAAACAAUCUCUCAGGUCCAAUUCCUACAAAACUAGGAAACUUGACGACCCUAACAAGUAAGUUAUAUGGACUCACUGGAAUUUUAGUGCCAAUAACGCCAGGUAUUUAUAGCGUGUACACUGCGCAGUAUCAGUUGACUAUCAAAGGCACCAUGGCCCAAUUUGAUCAGUCUAACAUCUACAAUACUGGAAUCGAUCUAUCCUGUAACAUUCUUAAUGGAAACAUUCCAGAAGAGAUUGGGUUAUUACAGGGACUUGGUAUGCUUAAUUUGUCACAUAAUCUUUUGUCAAGUAAUAUUCCAGCGAGUGUCGGAAAUAUGUCUAGUUUAGAGUCUUUGGAUUUAAGUUCCAAUAGACUGUCUGGACAUAUCCCACAAUCUUUGACAUCCAUCGACUCCCUUCAGAUUCUAAGCUUAUCUCAUAAUAAUUUGAGCGGCAGGAUUCCAAGAGGAAAUCAUUUUGAUACGCUAAGUGUGAAUGGGUCUGCUUUUGUUGGGAACGAAUUACUCUGUGGGUACCCUAUGGAGAACGAAUGCAACGGUGACCAUAAUAUUAGUACCAGUGAUACUAAUCCUCCAAGUAAAGUUGGUGAAGAUAAUCAAGAGGAUGCAAAGGAGAAGUUUUUGUUAUAUGCUAUUGUUUCCAUGGGGUUUGUAGUGGGAUUUUGGGGUUUUUUCUUUGUUUUGCUUCUAAAGAAACAGAAUUGGUGGUUUCCAUAUUGGAGAAUUGUUGACUCUAUUGCAGUUAAAAUAGUAGAAGGAUGUAUUCACAAAAAUUGA